CCCCGGAGUACGGAAGGCCCGGGUCGCGUCAGGUGGGAGGGGAGCCGGUCGAGCGAGCCGGUGACGCGGAGCCCACGGCCUGUGACGUGGGGCCGCCCGGAGUCGGGAAAGAAGGGUCUCGGCGCAAGUUCCUGAGCCUGCUUAGGUUUUUUUUCCCAGUGGAAGUCUUGAAAUACAUUUUCAUUAAAGAAAAAAAUAUGACUACUCUUAAAAGUUUAGAAACUAAAGUCACCCUUACUUCAACCCCAAUCCGAGGAGCAGGAGAUGGAAUGGAAACAGAAGAGCCACCUACAUCUAUUGAAACCACCUCUGGAGUCCAGUCCAUAAAGCAUCAUAUCCUUCAGAGUCCACGGAAGAAAGCAGCUCCUUCAGAGAACCCAGGAGUUCUUCAGCUGGGAAAGAUUCUYUCUGAAAAGGCAGUGGAGGUAGAAGCUAUAAGAAUACGUGUUCCCAAAACUGCUAUAACUCAUGAUAUCCCYAACAAAAAUGGAAAGGUUAAAUCUCUAGGAUAUCAUAGAGGAGAAUUUCAUGGUCAGCCUGAAGGAGUUAUAGAACCUAGAAAGGAACUCUCGGAGGUGAAGACUGUAUUGGAAAAGCUCAAGAACUCUGAAAGAAGGUUACUACAAGACAAAGAAGGUCUUUCAAACCAGCUCCGAGUACAAACAGAGGUAAAUCGUGAGUUAAAAAAGUUGUUGGUGGCUUCUGUGGGGGAUGAUCUUCAGUAUCACUUUGAACGUCUAGCCCGUGAAAAGAAUCAGCUUAUUUUAGAAAAUGAAGCCCUAGGUCGAAACACAGCUCAACUCUCCGAACAGUUAGAACGUAUGUCCAUACAAUGUGAUGUGUGGCGUAGUAAAUUUCUCGCAAGCAGGGUAAUGGCAGAUGAGUUAACCAGCUCCAGAGCAGUUUUACAGCGUCACAAUCGUGAUGCACAAAGUGCUAUACAAGAUCUCCUGAGUGAACGGGAGCAGUUUCGUCAAGAAAUGAUAGCUACCAAGAAAUUUUUGGAGGAGCUCUUGGUCUCCUUACAGUGGGGAAGAGAGCAGACUUACUCCCCCAGUGCACAACCUCAGAGCACAGCAGAACUUGCAUUAACAAAUCACAAUUUAGCAAAAGCAUUAAAUUCUCAUCUUCUGGGGAAUGUUGGCAUUGGCAGUCAGAAAAAGAUACCAUCAACAGUUGAAUUCUGCAGCUCCCCAGCUGAAAAAAUGGCUGAAAAGGUUCUACGCAUUUUGGAUCCAGUCACCUGUACAGAAAACUCAUCUGAUAAUCUAUUUUCUCAGUCUUCACCAACCACAUUACUUGCUACAAAGAAAAAUAUUGGACGAUUUCAUCCCUAUACUAGAUACGAAAAUGUAACUUUCAAUUGCUGCAAUCACUGCCAGGGAGAACUUAUUGUCCUUUAGUAUUCCAUAUGUUGGAGGCAUGCUUAUUGUCCAAGAGUCAUUUUUAUUUGGGAGUUGGGUUCUUAUAAUACAAGGUAAUGUCACUUCCUCUUUACAUAUCAUAUAUCUACAAAGAUAUUUUAUGUUCUGGACUUCAGAUUAUCAUUUCUUAAUAAAUAUCUCAGGGUACGAAAGCGAACCGUGUAGGUAUGUUUAGAGUACAGGGUAAUAUCCAGGCAAACACAAUGUUUAUGCUAAAAGACUCAAAAAGAUUUUCUACCUGUCUUUGAGGCCCAAAAUUAUUAUUCUUAUAUUAUUCAUCAUUCUGUAAGAAAAUGUUUCAUUUGGGUGCACUACUGCAGACAAACUAAUUCCAUGAGUCAAAUGUCACCCCAUACCCAUUCAUCUGCUAUUGCCUAAGCUGGUUUUGAACAACAGUAGAGUAGAUGCAGUAGGACUUGUAGACCCUUGAUGGUUUGUUCUUUACAGAAAAAAAUUUCUAAACCUUACAUAAAAAUAAUACCUGGGAGACAGGGUGAAGAGGUUUCAAUCAUUUUUAUGGUAAUUUUGGAGGCUACAAAAGAGGCUUACAAAAAUACUAAGGGUGAAGGGGCUAAUGUGUGASAGUGUGUGUGUGUAUGUGUGUGUGUUCAUUAUACAGAAUGGUGGGUUUCAUUGUGGCAUAUUUGUGCACACACACAAAAAAAUUGAUCUUCACACCCUAAUACCUCCCUCAGCCUUAUCCCCUUCCUCUACCCUACUGGUCUCAUUUCAUAGAGUCCCUUCUUUUCUCUGUUUCUCUGUUCCCUCACUUCCACAUAUGAGAGAAAACAUACAGUACUUCUCUCUCCAGGUGACUUAUUUUGCUCCAAAUUAUGGUUUCCAGUUCCAUCCAUUUUCCUGCAUGUGAUAGAUUUUGUCCUCUUUUAUCACUGAAUAAAUGUCUAUUG
Molecule: messenger RNA, 2332 nt
Organism: Urocitellus parryii (Arctic ground squirrel)
Lineage: Eukaryota; Metazoa; Chordata; Mammalia; Rodentia; Sciuridae
Gene: Blzf1
Product: basic leucine zipper nuclear factor 1
Biological process (GO): Golgi to plasma membrane protein transport; Golgi organization
Cellular component (GO): Golgi membrane
Source: RefSeq, a predicted model, not a curated record